AUGAAUAAUUACAACUAUUUAUUUUUAAUAUUAUUUGUACUUUUUAUAAAAGGUUCCCAAGCAGUGAUAAAUCCAGCUGUUGGUGUUGUUGAAGGUUAUUACUGGACUCAAGCGGAUGCAGUAAAUGGACAAUACGGUUCUUAUUCUUUCUCUGACAGACAAAAACUCAUUCAAAUGAUGGCAGCUAAUAAUUUGGGCGUUUAUUGGUUUUCACCUCAAACAGUUGAUGUCAAUGCAUUAUGGAAUACUCAACAAUUAAAUGAAUGGACUACCAUUGUUGCAUUGGGAGCAAGUUUGAAUGUUAAAAUCGUUUAUGGAAUUAGACCAGGUUGGUUAGAUACUGCAGUUUUUCCAACUAUUUUAGCAAGAUUACAACAAAUUGCCUCUUCUGGAAUUACUUAUUAUACUGUUAAUUUUGAUGAUGCUGAAGGAGUUGAUACUACAUCUCAACAACAAAAAGAAGUUCAAUUAAUUAAUUAUCUUCAAACCAAUUUACCAAGUAUGACAUUAUAUUCAGUUUUACCAUUUGCUUAUUAUCAAGAUAUGUUUACAACUAGAACCAAAUGGCAAAAUGCAUUAGCAACAAUUAAUGGAGUUUCAUCAACUAUUCCAUUUGUUUUCACAGGAAAAGAGAUUGCACCAUCAACAAUGCAAACAUCACAAUUCCCAACACUUUCACCAUCAAGACCAUAUAAAUUCUUUGAUAAUUGGAUUGCUGGUGAUACAAAAGAUAGAAUUUCUUGGGGUAUGAUUGAUGGUAGAGUUGAUUCAGUAAUUUUCACCUCUCAAUAUGGUUACUUUUUAAAUUUAGCAUUCCCAUUAGAAAGAGUUCCACACCAUAUCUACUGUUUGGGUCUUUUAGCAACCGGUUCAACAACAUGUAGUGUCUCUGCAUCUGCUACCUAUUGGGCAAAUUAUUUAAAUUCAAAUGGUUUCAUUCAUAAUGGUAAAACUGUUUCACAAGUUGCUACUUCCUUAACAAAUGCAAUUAAUCAAGAUAAUUAUUAUGAUACAAUUGCUGAUAUGGAAGCUGCUUUUCCAAAUUUAUCAACAAUCUUUUCAACUCCACCAGUAUAA
This is a messenger RNA of Dictyostelium discoideum AX4, 1077 nucleotides long. RefSeq lists its product as hypothetical. Lineage: Eukaryota; Evosea; Eumycetozoa; Dictyosteliales; Dictyosteliaceae. The record is from RefSeq and is a predicted model, not a curated record. The transcript is spliced from 2 exons. Bases 1 to 1077 code for a protein of 358 amino acids.